AUUUAUAUUGUCAGGCAACCAACAAUACCCAAGUUUUGACGUCUAUGUUAACCUAACUUUUUCCCAAUCAAUCCUUUUAAUUUGCUUGCAAUCCCGUGUUUAUCACGUCGUUCCGAACGUUCCGUUGAAAUGAGACAGUCUUAACGCAACAACAUGUCAAAUCUAACCCGACAACUCCCCUUUUUACUAAAACGCACCCCCAUUUUGAGCGACUUUAUCCCAAGACACUCGCCAGCCCCCAGUACCGACGUCCAGUCCCUUAAAAACUUUAUCGACGAUUACGACAAAAUUCUAGUCUUGACUGGAGCCGGGAUUUCGACUGAAUCAGGAAUCCCCGAUUAUCGCUCGGAAGAUGUAGGUUUGUACGCGCGCACCAACCACAGGCCAGUCCAAUACCAGGAGUUUUUAAAAUCGGAGAAAGUCAGGCAAAGAUACUGGGCUCGCAACUAUAUAGGGUGGCCCAAAUUUUCGCAAACCCAGCCAAAUAUAACGCACUAUAUAGUCCAAUUUUUAGAGAGUGUAGGCAAAGUUGGGUGCGUUGUGACCCAAAACGUUGAUAGUUUGCAUUUUAAAGCCGGGUCUGGUAACGUAAUUGAGUUGCACGGAACGGCGUUCAGGGUAAUUUGCUUGAAAUGUGGCAAGAAUUACGACAGACACAAAGUACAGGAGAAAUUAAUUGGGUUAAACCCCGAUUUGCGCGAAACUUCGCAAAUGAUACGACCGGAUGGUGACGUUGAAAUUUCACAAGAGAAAGUGGAAAAUUUCAAGCCGCCGUUUUGCGACCACUGCCAGGGUGUUCUCAAACCCGACAUUACGUUCUUUGGCGAUAACGUACCCAAAGAACGUGUGGACAAAGUCAGGCAGAAUGUGACCCAAAGUGAUGCAAUUCUAGUCUUAGGUUCAAGUUUGAGUGUGUUUUCCGGGUACAGAAUUAUUUUACAGGCGGUUGAGGAAAAAAAGGACGUUGCCAUUGUAAAUAUAGGGCCAACAAGGGCCGACAAACACGCUAAAUUGAAAAUCUCCGCCAGGUGCGGCGAUAUUUUACCUAGGAUUUUUGAGUGAAGUACCGAAAUAGGGGAUUUGGGAUUGUUAUGUUGUUGUCGUUGAAAAUAAAUUUUUCGUUAAAAAAAUAA
This is a messenger RNA of Tribolium castaneum (red flour beetle), 1133 nucleotides long. RefSeq names its product Sirtuin 4 (gene Sirt4). Gene Ontology annotation, molecular function: NAD+ binding; NAD-dependent protein lysine deacetylase activity. Gene Ontology annotation, cellular component: mitochondrial matrix; nucleus. Bases 154 to 1062 code for a protein of 302 amino acids. NCBI's taxonomy places the organism in Eukaryota, Metazoa, Arthropoda, Insecta, Coleoptera, Tenebrionidae. The transcript has 3 exons. The record is from RefSeq and is a predicted model, not a curated record.